CCGGAGCCGCGACCGCAGCCGGAGCUGGCAGGGGCCUCCCGCCUGGGCACGCAGUCGCUUCCCGCGGACCUCUGGGGCCUCUCCGGCGCCCGCCUCGCCCGCCCGGCCCCAGCAGCGCCGCAGCCGUGGCCUGGGCUUGAGCGGUCGCUACUAGCUGCGCCCUGCCCAGGACGGACGCCGGACCGCCCGGUCACGUGCGCCCAAGUCCUCGGCCGGCCGGGGCAGCGCCGUUCCCAUGGUUCAAGGCUGUUGAUGGAGAAGGGGGCGGAUGACAGCCGGGACGGUGGUCAUCACCGGGGGCAUCUUGGCGACUGUGAUUCUACUGUGCAUCAUCGCUGUCCUGUGCUACUGCCGGCUCCAGUACUACUGCUGCAGGAAGGAGGAGUCUGAGGAGGACGAGGAGGAGCCUGACUUCGCCGUGCACUCACACCUGCCCCCGCUGCACUCCAACCGCAACCUCGUGCUCACCAACGGGCCCGGGCCGGCGCUCUACCCUGCCGCCUCCACCUCCUUCAGCCAGAAGUCCCCGCAGGCCCGCGCCCUCUGCCGCAGCUGCUCCCACUACGAGCCGCCCACCUUCUUCCUGCAGGAGCCGGAGGACGAGGGCGUGCGCAACGGCGGGGAGCGCGUGGCCUACGAGAGCAUCAACCAGGAGGACAUAGAGCUGCCGCCCGGGAGCUUCGGGGGCCUGCAGGCGCUCAACCCCAACCGCCUCUCUGCCAUGCGGGAGGCCUUCUCGCGGAGCCGCAGCAUCAGCACCGACGUCUGAGCCGUGCCCUGCACCCGCCCUGCAGGUCCUGAGACCAUGGUGGGAUCCCCAUGGUGCGCCUGCCCGGCUCCGGGCCUGAACUGGGGCUUGGCCCGGCCUUCCUUGCAUCCCUGUCUUCAGAGGGCCCCGUCGGGGAGAUCCGGGGCUCCCUGCAAGGAUAAGGCCCAGUGAGCACAAGCGUGGCUGCUGGGGGUAGGGGUCCCCGGGGGUCGGGGUCUCCGGGACCUGGGGCUGGAGGGAGGUGGGUGCAUUGCAGGCACCCGUGAGCGGUAACAUUCAGAUGAUGGACUGCAGAGCAGAGGGAGUGAGGCAGGGCUCUGGAGCACAGACGCCAGGCUCCCGACGCUGCCAGGUAGUAAAGGUGUAGUGGAAAGUGGCCUCCAUCUCUGCCCCAGGAGCUUGGCCGUCGCUGGCUGCGUGGCCAGCUGUGUCACUCCUUCGCUGGGCCUCAGCCUGCUCCCUGUUCAAGGAAGGGCUGGCAGCAACGACACUAGGUCCCAAGGCACAAGCCUUCCCUGGCAAUUGCGGACCAAGUAUUCUGUCCCUCCACCCAGAACGGGGGCCUCCGUCUCCUCCCCCCAACCCCACACGCACACCCCCGGCUUUAAGCGCCUGGCGGCUGAGACACUGGUUGAUCUGGCCUCCCUGCAGAUCUCCCUAGAAGGAGGAGUUUCAGGGGUGGCCAGGCCCUGGGGAUCCUCAGCCCCAACUGGUUUUUGGUGAAAGGGAGAAAGAGGCAUGUGCCAACCACCUGCCUCAGGAGUGUCCACACUGAACGACACAGCCCGUUCCUCGGCCCUGACUUGGCAGGACAGACAGAGCCAUGGACCAGGGGCUGAAAGACGCACUAAGUCCCCAGGAGCCCUGGGACAGGCCCUCCCACCCCAGGGCCUCAGCCUCCAGGGGCCCUUCAAGCUCUGGUCCCCAGCGGAGACAGACACGAGCUCUCCCACCUGGCCCCAUUUCUCAGGGGGAUCUGGGAGCGAGGCCCAGGCUGCCCCGUCUCUGCUCUGGCUCCAUGUGAAGACCUCAGCUGAACCCACUGUCCACCAAGCUCCCAGUGGCGCCAGGGUCUCUCUGGGAGCCCACUCGCUGGCUCCCUCCAUCCGGCUGGGGAAAUGAUGCCCAAUGGCAAACCCAGGGGCCCCGCCACAGGGAACGCAGCUCCCCCCACCCAGUCAGAGGCAGUAUUUCCUCUCUCCGAAGCAUGGCCCCAAGAGCCCCCACCCUCUCUGCGUGGAGCCCGGGGUAGGGUAGCCCCAGUCUGCCCAGGAAGGUGGACCACGCUCCCCAGCUAAGCCACUUUCCUGAAAGACAAACCUUUGAGGGUCUCUGAGCCGCGGGCAGCCUGAUUACCUCGCUCCUUGCUUUUACUGGAAAGCGCCGAGGAGUGGAGACGUCUGGACCUGGACGUGAGCAGAGUCAGCGAAGACUUACUAUUUUUAGCACUCUGGAUUAUUUUCUUCUUCUUCCUUUCUCCUCCUGCCUCGUUUUGGACAUGCUAGUGGAAUUCACCCCCUGAGCUUCCCCGCUUCCUUUGUGGAACCCCAUGGGUUUGUUUCUGAUGCACUAGC
Messenger RNA from Diceros bicornis minor, 2343 nucleotides. RefSeq names its product family with sequence similarity 163 member B (gene FAM163B). The transcript has 3 exons. The coding region runs from base 269 to 769 and encodes 166 amino acids. Lineage: Eukaryota; Metazoa; Chordata; Mammalia; Perissodactyla; Rhinocerotidae. The record is from RefSeq and is a predicted model, not a curated record.